UGUCCUAAAUGAGAAGAAAAAAUGUGGGAAAAGGCAAUUUGAAAAGACUCAAACUGAGACCAUUAGUGAAGACUUGAAGAAGAAGUGCUGUCCAUCCAAGUGUUUGCAGAAGAUUCCCACAAAUGCAGUUUUUUCCAUCAGGAAGCAGUUUUGGAAACUGGUCAUCACGCAGCAGAAUCAGGAGAUUGCAAUUCACCGUGGACAAGUUUGUGCAGAACAGUGUGUGUUGGCUGGAAUUUUAGUGUGCAGUGAAUGCUGGCGUAUAGUUCAUGGAGUGUCUAGAUCACGAUACAUAGAGCAGAAGUAUGCCAAGAAUCCAUCAGCUGAUCGAAGGAUAGGCAUGAAGUAUGGCCAUGAGCGUGUUUCCCAUUUGUCCAAUUUCCUUUCAUCUCUGGGAGACAAACAAGGAGAACAGAUGCCAGACAGGGCCAAGAUCAUGCUUCCCACUUGCAUGACCCAGAAGAGUGCCUAUAAGGAGUAUGCAGACGACCAUGAAACCCCCUUCAGCUACAGGCAUUUUCAGAGGGUGUGGAAGGAGAGAUGUCCUGAUAUGAAAGCUUCAGAGCGAUCAGCUUUCACUGAAUGCAAAGAAUGUUCCAUGUUCAAGCAGCUGAAACUCAGCAAGCUGACCAAAGAGCAAAGGGUGAAACUCCAGCAACAGAAAAAGGCACACUUGCUGAUGGCACGAAUAGCCAGGGAGAAGUACUACAAACAUUCCAAAAAGGCAGCAGAUCGUCCAGACAAAUACUUGUCUAUUAUAAUAGACAACAUGGACCAGGCAAAAACCAAUCUGCCCAGAUUCCCUACAUAUCAUAAGGGAGAUGCCACUCUAACGAGAGUUCACCACCAUGUGACUGGCGUUCUGGAGCACGGUCAGAAGAAACCCUAUCUGUUUACUUGGACGGACAAAUUUCCAUGUGAUGCGAACAUUACCAUCAACUGCCUCCUCAAAGUGCUAGAGGAUGUUUCCAAUGACAUGUCGCUUCCUCCAACUCUUUACAUCCAGGCAGAUAAUUCAGCCAAAGAUAAUAAGAAUGUUAUUCUUAUGGGGUUCCUGGCCAGUCUUGUGCAACAACGAAUUGUUAAGAAGAUCAAACUCUCCUUCCUCAUGGUGGGCCACACUCACGAGGACGAGCUGUUUUCUCGGGUCUCUGUCCACAUCUCUAGGACCCCCAUCCAGACCCUGCCAGUGCUCCAGGAACUAUCAAGGGAGGCCUAUAACCCAACACCCCAUGUGGAGCAUUUGGAGAACAUCUGGGACUACAGGCAGCUGGGACUGUCCUCUAGUGUGCACUUAGUGGGACACAGUACCCCCCAUGUGUUCAAGUUUACCAGAGAGGGAGAUCAAGUCUUCAUGUCGUACAAGGAGUGGCCCCUGAAAUCCUCCCCUUACAAGAAGGUAGACGUCACUGGGCUGGCCAGUGCCUUCCAGGAGGACCCUGAGGCAAAGACACAGAUGACCGAGAAGGGAGGAAGGGUUUUCCAAGCCAUGGACGUGGACCUUCAGAAAUGGGAAGAUGGAGGCAAGCUUUCCUCUUCCGAUGUGGAGUGGUGGAGGCAACAUUUGGCAAGGGAAAGACAGUUUCCAGCACCUACAGCCAAGAAGGCCAGUGAAUUUCUGCACCACUCCAUGGGAGAGGACGGACCUGCAGUACCACUUCCAGCCAUGCAGGGACUGGAAAACCACAUAAGAAAUCUAAGAAGAGAGUCAACGGUCAAGGUGGUUAAUCGCAGGAGCAGAGACUGAGUCACCAGCUGGGACUUACUUUGCAGUGCUUAAUUUGAACUAAUUCAAUAAUAAAUUGCACAUCUUAGGAAGUAAACCUACUUGUAAAUUAGUGAUUUUGAACAUACAUAUCAAAAAUGUUUAACUGCGUAAUGAACUUCUUGUAAAUUAAGGUAUAAAUUUAUUUUGAUUCUAAAGCAUAAGUCUUAUUAGGGAAAGGAGCAAGUGAGCAAAAUUUAUUAAUUUCUGUAUAUUAUAUCUAUAAUAGCUAUUUUCUGACUUAUUUCAAAUGUUUUCUUGAUUUUUAAAAAUAAUUUCAUUGGGAUUUAUAGAAUGUCACCUUUACUAUUAAAGCAAUGAAAAGGGUUAGGCUGCUCUAAAUAUUUUAAGAGAGUUAGUUUAACCAUCACUUGGUUUAAUAAAAUGUUUAAGGAUGAAGGGUAGGCACAGGGCAAGGAGUUUAACCCAGUCUAAGAAUUAUAGCAUAAAGAUAUCCAAGUGGUAUAUUACCAUUAAAUACUGUAUAUUGGGGGUGGGAUGGGGGUGGGGGUGUAGGUUUUCUAAAUUUCUAACUUUGAGAUUGGUGACUGGUUUAGGUUAUGCUGUAAGGUAAAUAUGGGUAAGACUGUAGGACUACAAUUAUUAUUAUUAUUAUUGAUUAGAAUUAGUAUGGUAUCAAUGUACAUGUGUAUAUUUUGUUGAGUUUUAUAUUUAUCAAUAUGAUUGUUAUGUAUGCCUAUGUACAAGUUCAACAAAAACACUGAUGAUGAUAAUACACUAUUUUAUUAACUUGUUAUUAUUAUCUAACAAUAAUAUGCAUAUCAUAAAAUAUUAUUUGUUGUUUAUGCUAUGCUUUUAUGAUUACAUAAAAGGAAAAUUAAUGCUUAGUCAACAGUCUUAUGUUUGUUUUUUUAUUGUUGAGUGUAGUGUUGGUGGAGGUAGGGUAGGGUCAAAUCCUGAAAGUGCAGCUAUCACAUGUAUCAUGAAAUGGCGUUUCAGUCUUAUAUGUUCAAGAAAUUGCACAUAUUUAAAAGAAAGAGUUUCCCAUUCUUCAAUUCUCAUCAUGAAAACAAAAUGGAAAUAAGCAAGUUCAAAGAAUUGUGGUCCGUGUAAAUGGUGUGGUACCUAAAGAAAGGUCUUGACACAAGGAAUACACAUGUGAAAUUUGAAGUCAUAGCUCAGCUUAAUCAAAUGCUAUGGGCAAGGUUAAAGUUUUUGUGACAGAUGUCUAGACUGACAGAUUGACAGACAGACGAAUGAGAUUUAAUGUCCUCUCCCUUUCUCAAAAGCGGGGGACAACAAACGAUAUAC
Saccostrea cuccullata (small rock oyster) is the source of this 3037-nucleotide messenger RNA. RefSeq lists its product as uncharacterized. The transcript has 8 exons. Bases 341 to 1747 code for a protein of 468 amino acids. NCBI's taxonomy places the organism in Eukaryota, Metazoa, Mollusca, Bivalvia, Ostreida, Ostreidae. The record is from RefSeq and is a predicted model, not a curated record.